This is a messenger RNA of Culex quinquefasciatus (southern house mosquito), 2096 nucleotides long. RefSeq names its product translation factor GUF1 homolog, mitochondrial (gene waw). The record is from RefSeq and is a predicted model, not a curated record. The transcript has 3 exons. Gene Ontology annotation, molecular function: GTP binding; mitochondrial ribosome binding; GTPase activity. Gene Ontology annotation, cellular component: mitochondrion. The coding region runs from base 108 to 2051 and encodes 647 amino acids. Gene Ontology annotation, biological process: positive regulation of translation. NCBI's taxonomy places the organism in Eukaryota, Metazoa, Arthropoda, Insecta, Diptera, Culicidae.
CAAGCAACCUCGCCGGUGCAGUCUGGUGAACAUUGUGUAAUUUUAUAAAAAUGUACAAAUUAGCCAAAAUGAAUUACUAGAGUAAUCACCUAAGAAACACAUUGAACAUGCUCUCAUUCCUUCGACUGAGUCAACUGGGACGGAUUGGCGUUCAGCAGCGUUUUAAACCGCUCAUUCACCGCACCCUGAGCACUUCCUGUCGACGAUUCUCUGACGACAUCGCGUACGACGAAAUCCCAGUUAGUCGCAUCCGUAACUUUAGCAUCAUCGCGCACGUGGACCACGGCAAAAGUACCCUCGCGGACCGGCUGCUCGAGCUAACGGGGACCAUUAAGAAAAAUGCCACCAACAAGCAGGUGCUGGACAGUCUGCAGGUCGAGAAGGAACGCGGCAUUACGGUGAAGGCGCAGACUGCGUCGCUGCUGUACCGGUACGAGGGCAGCGACUAUUUGCUGAACUUGAUCGAUACUCCUGGGCAUGUGGACUUUGCGAACGAGGUGUCGCGGUCGUUGGCCGCUUGUGACGGGGUGAUUUUGCUGGUUGAUGCUAAUGAGGGCGUGCAGGCUCAGACGGUGGCGAAUUAUCAUUUGGCGAGGGGUAAGGAGUUGGUUAUUGUGCCGGUGUUGAACAAGAUUGAUCUGAAGAAUGCCCGGCCGGACGCGGUGACGCAGGAGUUGUUUACGCUGUUUGGGAUUGAUCCGGAUGGGGUGUUGAGGAUUUCGGCUAAGCAGGGCACGGGUUGCGAGCAGGUGUUGGUGGAGAUUGUGAAAAGGUUGCCGGCGCCGGAUGCAAGGAGGGGCGAGCAGUUUCGGGCGUUGAUCUUUGACAGCUGGUUCGAUCGGUAUCGGGGAGCGUUGAAUUUGGUGUAUGUGAAAGAUGGGGAGGUGCGUGUUGGGCAGGAGAUUGUUUCUUGUCACACGGGGAAGGUGUACGAGGUCAAGAGUUUGGCGAUGUUGCGACCGGAUGAGCAGAAGAUUGAGCGAUUAGUGGCGGGACAGGUUGGGUUGUUGGGUUGCAACAUGCGGACGAGUAAGGAGUCUAACAUUGGUGAUACGUUGUACUUGAAGAAGAACAAGAACUGCGAACCACUGCCGGGGUUUAAGCCCCAACAGCCGAUGGUGUUUGCCGGGGUCUAUCCGGCGGACCAGUCGCAGCAUCCCUACCUCAAAGGUGCCAUCGAGAAGCUGGUGCUGAACGAUUCCGCCGUAACUGUCGUGCCAGACUCCAGUCCGGCACUGGGUCAAGGUUGGCGUUUGGGCUUCCUAGGUCUGCUUCACCUGGACGUGUUCAGCCAACGUCUACAGCAAGAGUAUGACGCAGAACCAAUCCUGACGGCACCCUCAGUCACGUACAAAAUCAAGCUGAAAGGCAUCAAAUUGAUCGCCGCCCACGGAGGCAAAGACACCAUCUUCGUCAGCAAUCCUGCCCUGUUCCCGGACCCCAACUCGGUCGAAGAGUACUACGAACCGUACGUCCUUGGCACGAUCAUCGCUCCAACGGAGUGCACCGGCCCGAUAAUCGGCCUCUGCGUCGAACGACGUGCCGUCCAGAAAACCUCGAUCAACAUCGACAACGACCGGAUCAUGACCACCUACCUGAUGCCGCUGAACGAGAUCGUGCUGGACUUCCACGACCAACUUAAAUCGAUCUCCUCGGGCUACGCUAGCUUCGACUACGAAGAUCACGGCUACGUCGCCAGUGCGCUCGUCCGCAUGGACGUCCUGCUGAACGGAACGCUCGUAGACGAACUCUGCACGGUGGUGCACAUCAGCAAGGCCCAGUCGCACGCCCGCGAGCUGGUACUCAAGCUGAAGGAGCUGAUCCCCCGGCAGAUGGUGCAGAUCGCCAUCCAGGCCACGGUCGGGGGGAAGGUCGUGGCGCGGGAAACGCUGAAGGCGUACCGCAAGGACGUUACGGCCAAGUUGUACGGCGGAGAUGUUACCCGGAGGAUGAAGUUGCUGAAGCAGCAGGCAGAAGGUAAGAAGAAAAUGCGAGCGAUCGCGAACAUCAACGUGCCGCGGGACACCUUUAUCAACGUGCUGAAGCGGUGAUGAGGUGAGUGGUUGCCAGAAUAAACUAGUUGAAUACUUUAAGAU